Molecule: messenger RNA, 2463 nt
Organism: Dentiscutata erythropus
Lineage: Eukaryota; Fungi; Glomeromycota; Glomeromycetes; Diversisporales; Gigasporaceae
Source: the annotation of a GenBank genome assembly
AUGAGCUCAACUGAAGACGUUAAAAACGUACCUACAUCACCGCCUACAACAACCUAUAAAUUCAAAGUUAAUAAGACUUAUCACAAUAAAAUGCAUAUUCCUCGGAGAAAAACUAUUCAAAACUUUUUUGAGUUUCAAAAAAAAUGCCUUGAAAUACAUGCCGAAUACUAUCAAGGAAUUUCGAAUCUCUUAAAAGAUACCGAUGUCUCAUUAUUCUUGGCUGCACCAUCUCCGGGAAUCGAUCCCCUUCAAAUAAUCAACGAAACAGGAAUGGUAAUUAGCGGCAUGCUUGCUCCCGGUAUGAGUGGAUACUCUGUUGGCCAAACUUACAGUAAUAGAAGAUUAAAAAGAAAUAUUGGGGAUGAUGUUGAAAUAAGUGGUGAAGAAGCUUAUAAUUCCGAAAAUCAAAGAGCACAUAAACAUAGGCGAGCGCCAAGACAACUUUGGACAGAUGAUGAAGUAGAACGAUUGAAAGCUGCUUAUGAUAAACAUAACGGCGAUUGGGAAUUAAUUAUUAAAGAAUUCGAACCUGAAAGAACUAGGUCGAAGUCACAAUCCUUAUCGGAACCCGAGUCUUCAGAGUACACACCUUUGAAGACUAUUUCAACAAUAAAUCCUUCUGAUUCGACAAAUCAACAUAAUGCUUAUUUAGACAAAAAUAUGCAUUCAACUAAUAGUAUUGCAUUUGGUCAAAUGCGUCGAAAUAAUGAUGGCAAGUUAAAAAAUUUGAAUAUAAUUUCAUUCUUAUUUAGAAGUGGACGAAGAUAUUUGCCUUUCUUUGUUAUAUUAGGAGUUUUAUUCGUAUUUACUUCAAUAUAUAUUGUAAACACAAUUUUUAGUGAUGAUUUGGUAAUUGGUUUACGUCAAACUUUAAAAACAGAUAUUCCAAGAGGCUCGUCGAUUUAUCAUGUUAGUAAAGAAUUUGGUAUGGCUACAAUGGGUGGAUUAGGGCAUGUUGUAACAGCUUUGUCACAGGGACAAGCGAUGAAUAGUCGGUUGAAUGUCGGAAUUAAUAUCUUGAGUGAUAAACCACAAAAUCCACGAGAAAUGACUGUUUAUGUAAUUGGACCCGCGGUAAAUCAUAGUCCUCUAGAUUUGGCUUUUGAAGCUUCCAGUCCUCUUGAAAUAUAUUCAACUCCACCUGGAUUAUCUCAAGAAUGGAUGAAUUUAUAUUUUUGUAAAGCAGCAGCUGAACUUAUAACAUACUUGGAUAAAUAUCCGGAAACUCCUCUUUUUGCCAGACGUACAAAUAGAGGUGUAGAUGUUGUGCAUCUUCAUGGGGCAACGAAUUCUUUUGUGAUAGAUUUUCUUAAAGAAUUAUAUACUGAAGACCAAUUUAGUAAACCAUCUCCUCCAAUAGUUUAUACUAUGCAUGAUUAUUUAGAAGAGCAAUUAUAUUCAACCUUAUUUACCAACUUUAAAAUGUUCAAAGAUUUAAGAAAUAAUACUGAUGAUUAUUUAAAUUAUAUUCAUGGUAGUCGACUUUAUCCAUCUGCUUAUGCAAUUGAUAAUGCUCAAAUAAUAACUUUUGUUUCUGAACCACUGGCAAAAGAAAUGGUAGAAGGUCCUUUGGAUUUUAGGGCAAAGGAAUUAAUUAUGCCGAGUAUUCUUAACCGUGCAUCCCACGGACAUUGGGUUGGAAUCUCUAAUGGUGUGGAUUUUACUCAUUUUAAUCCUUUCGAUGAUGUUUUACUUUUUGAGACCGAUUCACAUUUCCCAAAGAAUAUUAAAACUUUUGAUUAUGAGCAUUUUAUUGAGGAACAAAUCGAUACAUCAUCACAAGAACUUGUUAUUGAUGCUAAAUUUAAAGCUAAAAGUUAUUUAAUAAAAGAAAGACUUUUAGAUGCUAGCGAUUUAAAUAGAACCAUAGUUUUAUAUAUCGGUCGAUUUCAAUAUAAUAAGGGUGCAGAAUUCUUAAUUUCAGCAGCUGAGACUGUGGCCGCUCUUGACGCUAAAUUAAUUGUUAUGGGUCAGGAAAAUAAUUUUCCUAUUAAUAAAUUGAAAAAACUUCAAUCAAAGUACCCACAACAUUUUAAUUUAAUUGAUGAUUCAGAAUUUCAAAAUAAUUGGGGAAUCUUAUAUCGUGCUGCAGCAGAUAUACAAUUUGUACCUAGUCUUACUGAAAGUUUCGGUUUAGUUGCAGCUGAAGGGUUAUUAUUUGGUGCCACAGUUGUUAGUACGGGUGUAGGAGGGCUAAAGGAAUUUUUAGUUAAUAAAAAUGUAGAUAAUGCAAGUGAUAAAUAUAAUUCUUAUUUAUUUGAAUUAGUUGAUGGACAAUAUAAUAAUCCUUCAGUUAAAGGGAUGGUAAGAGCUUUAACUGAGGUAAUAAAUGAUUAUAAACGAUUAAACAAUAAUUUGCAUGAAAAAGAAAUAAUUGUAAGAGAUUUGAUCAAAGAUGCACUUAAAUUGAGUUGGCAUCGACCGGAGGGACCUAUUGAACAAUAUAAUAAGUUAAGUAAUUAA